GUGUCCGGCACCUUCCAAGAAAAUGGCAAAUCGUUGGAAAACUUUUUAUUCCGUGAAGACACUGACCAACGUUUUAGUACGGGGAAGACUCCAGUACUCACUACUCAAGACGACAGGUCCAAGAGCAGUUUGUCUGGGUUUUCAUUAAGGUUAGAUUCUCCAGAGCCAACCAUUAUGCCGAGAGACGAGCCUGUUAUAUUUUCAAGGCAAGAACCUACCGUUUUUCCACGCUCUGAGCCAAUGUUCAAGCCCGCACAGGUACCCGUCAUCAAAACAAGUCAUGAGCCAGUCCAGACGAUAAAUGAGCCCGUAUCAGAAUAUGUAACAAAGCUUGAACCAGUCAGUGUUUCGAAGCUCCUGAAACAGUAUCCUAAAAGUAGUGCGAGACAGUCGCAACCUGUGUACAACGAACAAAGCACGACAGUACCGAAUGGGCAUGGCAGGUUUCCAAGAAGUUCAAGCUCGAGUUCCUUUACUGAGAACAGGUCUGGUCAGAUGGAGAAUGACCGAUGUCCAAGAAGUCUCAGCUCAAGCUCUUUCAGUGCGACAAGAUCUGUUUCGAGUGAAAGGAUCCGAUCAACCAGUAACCUGAGUGCCUUCAGAGAUAGGAUGUCUGGUCAGGGAGAGCGUUCCCAGAUGACAAGAAACUGGAGCUCGAGUUCUUUGAAUAGCGUACAGAAUGGUUCAAGGCCUCACUCUGCAGUCUCCGACCGUGAAAGUCCAAUGCCGCCUGUAAAUCAAAGUCUUCAAAACAGCGAUUACCUUGAAAUUCCGAAAAAGACGUUCGAAUAGUCGAAUAAUCAGAUUUGAAAAGAACAUUAUAAUGCAAAUGACUAAACAAAACUGAAAUAUAAAACGAGAACAACUUGAUAAACAUACAAAAUAUUAUGAAUUUAAAAAGUGUCAAAAUGGACUAUAAAAGGAUAAAAAAGAAACAUAUACUUAAUUAUGGAUUUAAAAUAAAUAUGUGCAAACAAAUAUUUCAACAAUAUGUGAUGAAACAUGUAGAUCGGAAGUAAAUACAUUUAAAUCGGUAGUCAAUAGAUGUAAAAAAGAUUAAAAAAAUAUAAAUAAAGAGUUUUUUAAACGAUGAUGAUUACAAUAGAAACACCCUUAUGUUACUCUGUUUUAUAUGUAACAUGUAUAUAGUUAUGUAUGUUACGAGUGUAUUAUCUUACUUAAUUGCACAUUUUUCCUUUUAUUAUUUAACAAAGAAAGUUACUUAUAUAAUCUGUGAAUUAUUUCUAACGCACUGGUAUAAAAUCGAAAUAUAUAUCUUUUGUCACGCACACAUUAAUUAUGAACAUGUAAAUAUAUAUUUGUAAUAUGUAAUACAAAUAGUAUGCAACGUGUCGAUUCGUUAUCGAUAAGAUUUCUUUUUAUUUUAAGCACUUGUGAUAAUGUAAAACUUAUACGUGUGUUUUGUUCCUUUCUUUUAGACGAAUUAUAAUGCGUGCUUCUAAUAAUAGUAACCAUCUAGUAUCUCCUCGUAUUAAUAAACCCAUCAUCAAGACUAAUACAUGUACGAUUUAUAUCACUUCAUUUAUAUUUUUUCUGCAUUUAAGGCAAGCAAUUGUUUCUUUUAACUUACUACUGACUCAAAUAUAAUUCUGUUUACAUUGUUAUUAAAAAUCAGAUCAUUUAGUUAUGUUCUAAAACCUAAGAUUUACUUACUUUUUGUUCCAAAUCAUCAAGAAUAUCUGCAUCUAACUUAUGACAAUACUUUCUUAACAUCUUCGGAUGUCUCAGAUUCGAACCGCCCGCCCUCCCUCUGAUUUUAUAUCAUUUAUGUCAUGAAAUUUUGUCUGAUUGCCGUUACUCAAGAACAGUAAAAGUAUUUUUAAUCAGUAAAAAAUGUCGUCAACAUAUAGGUUUGAACCAGUUAACAUAUUGUACAGAAACUUUACACUGGAAAAGCUUAGGCUGUCGAGUCUUGGUCGCCCGAAGGUAUUUUCUUAACGACUCUUUUUAUUCUGAACCCGUUCAAUGACAUUUCAAUGUUUAUAACUUUUUUUCGGAGCAUAUUUUUCCAUAAUACUUUAUUACAAAUAAAUAAUAGAAAAUGAGCAAAGUAAGAUGUUCUGUGUUCAGCAAUUGAAAAGAAUGUAUUUUGCUCCUGAAAAAUACAUCAUAAUUCUAAGUCUGAUGGGGGCGUUUGGAACGUACAGGUGGAUGUAGAGGACUUCUGUGAUGUCUAUAUUUCUUUCAUAAAAGAUACAAAGCUUAGGUUGGAUCAUCUGUUUUCUCAUUAAACGGGGACAGCAUGAAUUAUCUUAUAUUGUUUAAAUGGUCUAUUUGAUGUUAUGACAAAUUAAACUACGGUAACAUUUGAGCCGCGCCAUGACAAAACCAACAUAAUGGGUUUGCGACCAGCAUGGAUCAAGACCAGCCUGCGCAUCCGGCAGUCUGAUCAGGAUCCAUGCUGUUCGUUAUCAGUUUCUCUACUUGUAAUAGAGUUGGUUAGCGAACAGCAUGGAUUCUGAUCAAACUGCGCGAUGCGCAGGCUGGUCUGGAUCCAUGCUGGUCGCAAACGCAUUACGUUGGUUUUGUCGUGACGCGGCUCAUUUGUAUGUUCGGAACUAUGAAAAUAAACAUAAAUUUAUCGGUUUGUUGCACGUUGUUUUUGAUGUUCUGCACAUUUUUGUUGGUAAACAUGUGAUAAUUUUGACAUUACUUUAAGUAAGGAAGUCAGUAGUUACAUCAUUCAGAUUCUGUUAGAUGUAUGUAUGUAUGAACAGUUUGUAACGUUGUUAACUAAUAUACAUGUAUUAUCACUAUUAAAA
Molecule: messenger RNA, 2783 nt
Organism: Ruditapes philippinarum (Manila clam)
Lineage: Eukaryota; Metazoa; Mollusca; Bivalvia; Venerida; Veneridae
Source: RefSeq, a predicted model, not a curated record